CCGUCAUGAGCCGCUUUGGCUUUCUCGAAGUUUCACAACCGUGUGAUUUCCGUGAUAUUUCGCUGGGAUUUAUCAGACACUGCAGCCGCAGGACCUGAGACCCGAAGCGAAGGGACGUCGCUGCGUGAGCCGCUCACUCCCAGGGACCGGGCCUCAGACAGACAGAGCUGGCCAAGAGGAGGACUUUGAUAUGACUGCCAAGUGUUUGCUUUGCUGCUUGGCUCUGAGCUCUGCUAGUUUUCUUGUGGUCUACGCACACAUGCUAAUUGAAGAGAAGAGCGCCAUAAAUGCGUCUUCCAGCAGUCUACAAGCGAACGCUCACUCCGACGCUCCGCCCGUCCUGAUCGUAGAGUUGCCGAAAACAGUGCGGAGGAAUAAAAAAGAUGAGAAAAAACAAAGGAAGAACAAGUUCGGCGGCAGGAGCAAGCGACCCCCACCGCCGGCUAACUGCGUCCCUCUUUGGGGAAGUUGCAAACCGCCCAACAAUGCCUGCUGCGAGUACUGCGCUUUCUGCCAGUGCCGUCUUUUUAAAACCGUGUGCUACUGUCGCAUGGGAAACCCGCGGUGCUGAGGACCUCAGGAAACAUUCGUUUGUUUUUUUGUUUUUUUGUAUCUAAGGGUAAAAUCGAUCAGACUUCAUCAUACGUAUUUUAACCUCCCUCAAGUGUUUUAUAACAAUUUUUAGAGAUGAUCGAAUUUUUUUAUCAGAAAAUGCACGUGGCCUGCAAUUUUUUUUUAAAUAAUAAUUUAUUAUUAUUACAUUUUUUUCGCAAAGGACUAGAAUAGGGCACAGAGCAUUGCUUUUCAGAGCAUUUAAUAUAACCUACGGAUUGUAGGCUACGUUAUGGGUAGGCCUUAUUAUUUUAUGUGUGAACUGGUUUUAUAUAAAUCCUACUGUAUAGAGCAUCCGUAUUGAUAGGCCUACUAUUUAUGACAAAAAGUAGAACUACAGUGAGCUCGUAAUGUUGGAGCAAAGAUAUUUUUUUUCUUGAUUUGACUCUGUACUCGACAAUUUGAGAUUUAUAACCAAAAUAUUUACAUAUGAUUAUAGUGAACAUUCUCAGCAUUGUUUAAGAAUAUUUUUAUACACUUUUCACCAUGUGGAAAUAACAGCACUUAGGACACCAUAAUGUUUGGGACAUAUUAAUGUUAUGUAAAUGACAGGAGACAAGGUUAAUACGUUGUUGCUUUUCUUUUGCAUGCAAUGUCUGCUUGAAGUCUGUGACACGUAGACAUCACCAGGUGCUGAGUAUUUAGUCUGAUGAUGCUCUGCCAGGCCUGUACUGCCGCCAUCUUCAGCUCCUACUUGUUUUGGGGGCUAGUUGCCUUAAGUUUCCUCUUCAGUUGGAUUUAGACUGGGUGAACGAAUUGGCCCGUCAACAAUUUUCCUGUUUUUGGCUUUGAAAAAAAAAACUUCUGAUGUAGUGGUAUGUGUGAGAUUGUUGUCCUGCUGUAGGGUGAAGCACCGGCAAAUUAGCUUGGAGGCAUUUGGUUGAACUUUAGCAGAUGAGAUUAGUUCUGUGCAUUUCAGAAUGAGUUCUACUGCUGUCAGCAUUUACAUCAUUACUGAAGACAGUGAGGCAGUACCAGCGGUAGCCAUACACACCCAAACCAUAACAUCCCCACCACCAUGUUUCUCAGAUGAGGGGGGUGCUUUGAAACUUGGGCAAUUCCUUUUGGCCUCCACACUUUGCUCUUGCCAUCACUCUGAAGGGAAUCUUGGUCUCAUCUGUCCACAAGGCCUUUCAACCGGCUAUCCCGGUUUUGCAGCUAACUAGUGGUUUGCAUCUUGCAGUAUUGCCUCUGUAGUUCUUUUCAUAAAGUCUUCUGCAGACAGUAGUCACUGACACAUCCGACCCUGAUUCCUGAAGUGUGUUUCUGAUCAGUUGUGCAAGUGUUUGUCCCAAACAUUAUGGUGUCUUGAAAUAGGGGUGUGUGUAUAAAAAGUGCUGUCAUUUCUACAUGGUGAAACCAGAAUGUAUAAACAUACCCUUUAAUAAAAGCUAUUAACCACAUGUGAAUUGUUUGACCACAAAUCGAUAGUUCUGGGGUACAGAGCGAAAUCAUGAAAAAAAUGUAUUUGUCCCAAACAUUAUGGAGCUCACUGUAUGUGCGCCAUAGUUAAUGUGUCCUAAGAGCUUGUUUCUGAGUUUGUAUGGGGUAUUCCGGGUUGCGAUAGGAAAUUAUAAUCUAUAAAUACAGUUGAUGAAUUAUAUCUUGCUGGAUCAAUAAUUAAACAAUAUCCCUCUGGUUGCCUUUAGUAAUCAAUUCGCUUCUCCGCAAAUUCGAGGUAAUUAACUAUUACUUAACUAUUAUUAAUCUUCCAUUAGUGACAAGCAUUUGCACAGUCACUGAUUUAAAUAACCGCGACAUGUAACAUUAAACAAUGUCACUAGGAAUCUGAUGGCUUUAAACAAUAGCCUAUUAUAACGGUAAUAACGUGAAAAAAUGCGUAAGCAUGCUGAAAUCAUGGCCGUACCGACUGCGCACACUAUAAAUCUAAUAGUGUAACUAGCCUACUGCAACCGAAUGAUGCUUCAUAAAAAAAAUAAAAAUUAAAAAUAAAUUAAAAA
Molecule: messenger RNA, 2573 nt
Organism: Anguilla rostrata (American eel)
Lineage: Eukaryota; Metazoa; Chordata; Actinopteri; Anguilliformes; Anguillidae
Gene: asip1
Product: agouti signaling protein 1
Exons: 4
Coding region: 191-571 (126 amino acids)
Biological process (GO): positive regulation of melanin biosynthetic process; hormone-mediated signaling pathway; melanosome organization
Cellular component (GO): extracellular region
Molecular function (GO): neuropeptide hormone activity; melanocortin receptor binding
Source: RefSeq, a predicted model, not a curated record